AUGUUUCGGUUUCCUACCUUAGCAGUUGAUGAACUUCCCCUCCCGGACAUUGAACGUGUUUUCCACCUCACCCAAGCUGAUCACACGGACUGGAGCCAGUUCCAGACACCGUUUGAGAUUCCCGAGAACUCUAGGUCUUAUCUCAGUACUAUUGACACCUCAAUUUCUAACUCGGAUGGGAUACAUGAGAUUGCGUUGCAACAGCGUCUGGUCAUGCUUCUCACUGCUGUCUAUUCCGCUGCCCCCAAAGACCCUCGCUUCCCUGGUUUAACCAAGAUUCCUAUCUCCGGCAAAUGGAGAUUUUCAUUCCAGCCGAUUGUCUAUGAGGGAGAACUGCGCUGUCUUCAGGGGUCCCCUGAUUACUCGCUUUGGUAUCAUCCCGGCGCCGGGAAACAAAGCCUAGCCGUCAGUCUUAUUAUUCUGGAAGCAAAAAAAGGCCAAUCUGCCCUUUGUGUGCCCCAGGCCCUUGCCUAUAUGGGCAUGAUUCAUACACAGCGUCGGUAUGAGCAUAUGAUUGAGCAUACAGUUUUUGGUCUCUCAACCGAUAAUAACCAGUUCCAUUUCCUUCAAAUCAAUACCCACGGCGAGUGGUCUCAACUAGACUUAGACUAUUCCAAUCAUCGUCAGGAGAUCGUCGAAACUCUUGCCUAUUUCCACAGACAGGCCUCUAUACUAUCGACCUUGGCUUACAGCAAUGGAACUAAAGAGAACCACUCGAAAUCCCAAGUGGAGGGUGCCCUUCUUGCAACGGAGGGCUCGCAAAGCAAGUCCGUACCAGACGAAGCAUGUUCUACACUUCAAGUUGAGGAUCAUUUUAUCGACGAUUGGGAUUCGGAUGGUACUUUUGGUGAUGACUAG
Messenger RNA from Penicillium riverlandense, 858 nucleotides. RefSeq lists its product as uncharacterized. The record is from RefSeq and is a predicted model, not a curated record. NCBI's taxonomy places the organism in Eukaryota, Fungi, Ascomycota, Eurotiomycetes, Eurotiales, Aspergillaceae. The transcript has 3 exons. The coding region runs from base 1 to 858 and encodes 285 amino acids.